CACCAUGCGCGUUCAUUUUCAUAUUUUCAGCAUUUCGGAAGAGAUAUUCGAAUAUGUACUACAAAAUUUGUUCAUUUCCAAAUUAUGUUUAGAAAGCUUUGCUAGUGUUUUGAUAUUCCACUUUUGACAUUUAAGUUAUCUAUUACCUUAUUUAGAUUCAGUGGUGAAAGUUUUCCAUUAACUGAGAAGGAUGGAGGAGCUAAAGAAAAUUUUGACCAGCUUAUUAAUAUCUUCACCCUUAAAAUUGACGGUAGCACUUCUGGAUCGCGAUUAUGCGGAACAAAUGGGAGAAAGGAUACCAUAUCGAAGCCUCGGUUUUAACUCCUUAGAAAAUUGCCUUCAUUCGAUGCCCGAUGUUCUUAAGGUGACUGGGUAUGGGCCAAAUGCCAUAGUUGACGUAUAUGUUACCCAGAAAUCAGCGCAUAUUAAUGAUUUAGUAACCAGGCAAAGAGUAAAUCCUCCCAAACGACGAGCAAGAUUUGGAGUCCCCAAACGCGCCCGACCUUUAAGAAGUAACAACGCAUAUUCCUAUCAAAGCUCUAGGACACCGUCGCUAACCUUUCGACCCCCAACUUAUUAUCCAAGACAAAGAAAUGAACUUGAUACUUCAAACUCCUUCAAAUCUAAAAAUAUUCUUCCACCCAGUGCCAGCGCAUCGUCCACUUCCUCGGGCUCUCCACCUAAUAUUAAUGCAGAUAUACAAAUAUCUGAAAAAUCAUUCAGCUCUACUGGAGCAAUUCCAAAACUAAAAGUGAUAUCUCCUCCUCAAAGUAAUAAUGGAUCCUUCGUUAACAGAAAUCAUUACUGGAGUGAUUCAAGUGAUGACGAGUCCGAUAAAGAAAAUGUACGUUUUACUAAAUCAGUUACUAUCGACAAAGCACCUCGCAAAUCACCUGAACCAGAAAGUAUUAUUAAUAUCAAUGUUCCUAUGAAUGUACAAAUCAACUUAAAUAAACUGAUGUCCAAAUAUGAGGCAGGCAUUUGGUGCAGGAACUUACCUAGCGUGUACAAGGAAAUGUUUUCCAAGGAAUUGGAUUAUGCAGAAUAUGGAUAUAGAGCGUUAAUAUUCUUAUGUACGGAUUUACCCGACAUAUUCAUUUGCAUUCGACCCAAUAAAGGAGAUCAUAAACUCUUUUAUAAACCAAAAGGAUUACCUGAAGACUAUGAUAAGGACUUUAAAACACAACGUGUUUAUGAGGAGGAGGAUGAUGAUAAACCAUCUGAAUUUGAAUUUAAUUUGGAUCAUUUAUUAAGUAAAAAAUUCGCAUACCCAGAUGAUGUAAUACAGAUGUACGAAGAAAUACCUCGACUUCUUCUACCGGAUGACAUACAAGAGGGUGAUUUUGUAGAUGUCGUUGUGGGUGAAAUAUAUGAUCCGAGCAAAUUGUGGUUGCUAUUCCACGAAUACUAUGAUGCAUUAAAUAACCUUAUGGAUGAAAUACAAACUUUUUAUACCAGCAAUAAUUAUUACAUACCAGAACACAUGAUAGUUGUCGAUAUGUAUUGUGUUGCUGUUUAUAAUAGUGAGUACCACAGGGCGAUUGUUGUGAACACUUUGGCGAAUAAUCCAAGCAAAGUGAAGGUCUAUUACUUAGAUUAUGGAACUGUGGGAGCAGUUGAUUCCAAUUCGUUAAAGUUUCUACAUAGGAAAUUUUGCAAUUUGCCACAGCAAGCAGUUAGAGCCAGACUCUGUGGCAUUCGUCCACCUAUAGAGAAAUCUCAUUGGCCUCUUGAAACCUCAAAUCGUUUGCUUGAACUGGUGCGCAUGAAACCUUGUGUGGCUCACCUUUAUCACGUCGACUUUGAGAGACAAAUUCUGCACGUCUUCUUGGCGGACACAUCAGGUGAUGAAGACAUUUAUCUCAAUGACGCUUUGGUGAAGGAAGGGCAUGCAGUUUUUAGCAAUCAGGAGCAGCAAAAAAUCACGUUGGAACCUCGAUCAACGCCAUGGGUUAAAAAUGUACACCUGUAUCCGACAUUUGAAGAAAUCGAAAUGAGUGCCGUUCCAAAUGCUAGUGAAAUGUGUCGGUUACUGAAGACAGGAACACCCAUAGAAUUUAUUCAUCCUCAAUAUUAUGGCCAACGCAAGGCUGAUGAUAAAGUGCGUGAUGAGGAGUUAGUUAAACUGGUAACGGAUGAAGAUGACUUUAACCAAGAAGGUGACCUUAUAAGCUUUACUGAUUAUGAGGAUGGAUAUCCGGACACAACUUCUAGUGUUAAAUGUGAUAAAAAUUCUACAAGCAAAGAAAUUGUUUCUGGCUGUGAUGAAGCUGCUAACGGUAGAACAAUACUGCAACCAACUGUUUCUAAGAAAUUCUAUGAAGAAUCACUGACUACAAAAGGAGCAUAUGAACCUAAACUACUGAAUCCAAUUAAAAUGGACCAAAAAUUGUGUGAUAAUUUAACCUCAUUUAAUGGAAAAACAAAUACUAUAAGUGUCAGUGAUGAAUCAAAGUGUACAGAAAAAAUACAGACAACUCCAGCGAUAAGGCCACCUCCUGGUUUUGAGAGAUUAGUGCCAUCAUCCUCAUUUAAUAACUCGUCACAUUUUGGUGUAGAUCAUAGGAACAAUACCUACGUGAACGUCACACAAACCACUAAUCUGUCCUCCCAAAUGGCUAAUCUAAAUUUAAUCGGUUUAUCAUUGCAGCAGCUUUUGCCUCUCGCUUCACACAACAUGUCUCAACCUCCUUCACAUGUUCCACAACAUACGUUUAUGUUGCCUCAAUUACAGCCCCACCUUAUUCAUCAAGUACAGCAAUCGCCCUAUGUUUCGUAUCCAAACUAUAUACCACCACAACAUGCGCCACCACAGUUUGGAUACCCUUACGGGCAACCUACGAAUGUGCAGUUUUAUGGAAAUUCCCAAAAUCAUAUACCUCAAGUACAUUGCUUCGAGAGAGUAAACCCAGUAUACGCCAAUCCAGAGAGGAACAAAAUUAUUUCAGUGAUAUGGAAAAAACUACAUGGAAAGGUGGAGCUGCAACACAAACUUGUGCAAUUUUUGACUGAACGACAGCAUCUACCAUCGUAUCCACAAUUAAAAGUGCCUUAUGAUUAUCUUACUUCAGUUCUCUCCCGCAACCCGUUAUCGAUACUUACCGAUAAUCACAAUAAAAUUAUUUAUUACUUGGUGAGCAAUCUUAGUGACAUAGACAUUCUUGAACUAUUUAAAGUUAUUGAUUCGGAAGAGUGUCUAUCUCGUGGAUUCACGCAAAUAAAUUCCAACUCAUCGGUGAAGUCAGAAAAUUUAAAGAACAAAACAUCCUACUCGACAGUCCAACAAGAUAAUUUGGUGAAGAAAAGGCAUCUUAUAAUUAAAACAGACUUGAACCAGUUUCCAUUUCACAUCAUCUGGUACCGUCAAGAGCCGCAUGUAUGUGUUAAGGAACUAUUAGGAUUUUUGAAGCUGGACAUACCAAUUGAAGAUGUUAGAAAAGCAAUACUUAUGGCCGAUGAAGAACUCACAAUUAGCGUAUUGCCAUUAAACAGUAACAUGGAAAUAUACAACAGUCUAACAAGGUACAACAUAAAGGUGGAUAAGAACAUUAUAUUGCACAUCAUACCAGCUUCUUCUGUUGCGAAAAUAGCAGCUAUUCUCAAACCAAACGCUGGACAAGUUCAGUUUGAAGAGUUUUUAAAAAAAGUGGACGCUAAUAGUGACUUAUGGUUUAGUGUGUAAAUUAUAAAAGACGUACGCCAAAUUGUUAUGCCAGAAACGAGUUUUAGUUGAAUAUAGAAGUUCUUAACCUAUGGAUUGUAAAAAUGUUAUGUUAACUAUUUUUUAAUGUCUCAGUAUUGAUUAGGUUUUCAUUAUGAAAGAUAUUAAUUAUUUUUUAAUUAAACGUGAUUUAUUCAUAA
Messenger RNA from Photinus pyralis (common eastern firefly), 3861 nucleotides. RefSeq lists its product as uncharacterized. NCBI's taxonomy places the organism in Eukaryota, Metazoa, Arthropoda, Insecta, Coleoptera, Lampyridae. The transcript is spliced from 10 exons. The coding region runs from base 191 to 3682 and encodes 1163 amino acids. The record is from RefSeq and is a predicted model, not a curated record.